Messenger RNA from Corapipo altera (White-ruffed manakin), 1070 nucleotides. RefSeq names its product BCL2/adenovirus E1B 19 kDa protein-interacting protein 3-like. The transcript has 6 exons. Lineage: Eukaryota; Metazoa; Chordata; Aves; Passeriformes; Pipridae. Bases 127 to 762 code for a protein of 211 amino acids. The record is from RefSeq and is a predicted model, not a curated record. Gene Ontology annotation, cellular component: mitochondrial envelope; mitochondrial outer membrane; nucleus. Gene Ontology annotation, biological process: positive regulation of apoptotic process; mitochondrial outer membrane permeabilization.
CGUAGGCGCCGCUUAAAGGGGCAACGCGGCGGGGCCGCCGCCCUCGCGGCCGGGCGGGCUGCAGCCCGCGGGCGGAGCCGGUGCCCUUUUAAGAGACGGUCGCCCGGUGCCGGUGGUUUUAUUUACAUGGGGGCUCGCGGGCGUCACGUGACUGACAGCGGCGGGGGCUGCGCGCGGAGCAUCCGCGGGGCCAUGGCGGGAACCGGCGACGACGGCUCCUGGGUGGAGCUGCGCUAUUGCCCAGGCUGCCCCGAGCCGGCACCCUCGCCGUUCUCCUGCCACGCUGACGUGGAGCGGAUGCUGCUGGAAGCCCAGCUGGAGACGGAGAGCGGGGACGGGGCCCUGCUCGUGCUGGACGCUCCAGCCUGGGAUGACAGUGGAGCUGGGCAGGCGAGCGAGCAGUCAGGGGAGAGCGAGGUCCUGCCUGCACACAGCCAGCCCCCACCGGGCUGCCCCCACCCCCGGCAGUGGGAUAUCCUGGAGGAAACCAAGCGGAGACAGCGACUCCUGCCAGCGACCCUGGGCUGGGCCUGUACUCGCUGCCCCCGGUACCUGUCUCCAAAGGAAUUUGCCUUUGUGUGCUCCCCCCAGCCUGUGCUGUGGAGCCUGCAGGGAGGUGCAGUGGGGAGGAAGAAGAGACUUUUCAGUUCAGAGCUGCUGCUGCUCUUCAUCCCCUCGCUGCUGCUCAGCCACCUCCUGACCCUGGGGCUGGGGAUCUACAUUGGGAAGCACCUGGCAGCCACCUCGGCCAACCCCCUGUGAGGAGCCCUGUGCUGCCCCGCUCGGUGUGCAGGGGGAGCCCGGCACCCGCACAGCCCGACCGCUCCCAGGCUCCGUGUCUGUGGCACGAGGUGCCGCCUCCCCGUGUACCUCCUGUAGCCCCCGCCUUGGGAGCUGAUCCCCCUCUCCCACGUAGACAGGAACCUGCUGACAGCAGCACCCAGCCACAGGCAGCCCCUGCCCUCCCCAGCCCCUGGUUACAGGUCCAGGUCCCCUGUAACACAGACUGUAAAUAUGACUGAGCCCAUGUCAAUAAAGAGCCCUGUUCCAGCUCAGGGGCCCAGCAGUGA